Dreissena polymorpha is the source of this 1301-nucleotide messenger RNA. RefSeq names its product thiamin pyrophosphokinase 1-like. The record is from RefSeq and is a predicted model, not a curated record. Gene Ontology annotation, biological process: thiamine diphosphate biosynthetic process; thiamine metabolic process. The coding region runs from base 117 to 869 and encodes 250 amino acids. Gene Ontology annotation, molecular function: thiamine diphosphokinase activity; thiamine binding; ATP binding. The transcript has 8 exons. Lineage: Eukaryota; Metazoa; Mollusca; Bivalvia; Myida; Dreissenidae.
CUCCCCUUUUUACAAUUCUGCCAUUGAUUUGUUUUGUUGACAUGUUAUGCUUGCGAGUACUUGAAAGCCUUUCCUUGUUUUCGAUGAAAAACAACUAACAGUUGGAAAUCAUCCUGAUGUCAGAGACACACUGGAAAUUGUUGAACAUUUUGUGUUCAGAAAAUGAAACAGCUUACGCCUUAAUUGUGCUCAACCAACCUCUUGUAGAUUGUGCAAGUGGCAUUUUUAACACACUUUGGGAUAAAGCUUCCUUCAAGGCGGCUACAGAUGGGGCCACCAACCAUUUGUUUGACAUGGGCUCUCCUGUUGGCAGACUUAGGCCCGAUAUCAUUGCUGGAGACUUUGACUCAGUCAGAAAAGAUGUAUUAGAGUGGUACAAACAACAAGGUGUGGAAAUUGUUUGUACUCCUGAUCAAGACAAUACAGACUUCACCAAGUGCUUGAAGAUAGUUCUGGAGAAGUUCCAGAAGAAAAAGCUAGACUGUAUAAUUGCCUUCGGAGCAUUCGGGGGUCGACUGGAUCAUAUGUUUGCCAACAUAGACACUCUCUACAGGGCCAAUCAGUGGGCACCGAAUACACCUGUGUAUUUAAUGGAUAACCAUAACAUAUCGUGUCUUUUGCAAAAGGGUUGCCACCAUCUGGACGUUGGUUCGAGCCAUGAAGGCGACUCAUGUGGACUGAUACCUGUCAGUGAGCCCUGCGACUGUGUCACCACCACUGGCCUUAAGUGGAACUUGUACAAAGGCAGGCUGAAGUUCGGCGAGCUCAUCAGCACUUCAAACACUUGGAGCGGGGAGAACUUGGUUACCGUGGAAACGGAUAAGCCCUUGUUGUGGACGAUGAAUAUCAAACAUAGCCUAACAGAAUGACUGAACGUAUGAAGUUUAUAAACAUUGCCAGCGUCAACCGUUACUUGUUACUUCGUUUAGCUGUCGAGCCGUUACCUUUUUAGGUUACCGCUGAAAAAAGUUGUUGUAUUGUGACAAAAGCGUAAUUUGGAGGCAUUGGUACCCUAUGGACACAUAUCUAAGUAUUUUUGUGAUACAUGUUAUUGAUUAUGAAUUUAGCAUAUAAUACAUGUAUAGGUUGAAAGUAAACGUAUGUUUUACCUUACAUUCAUGUCUUUUAUACAAAUAAAGGUGUAUUUUGUUAAGACCCUAACACAUGCGUAGUGGAAAUAGAUUGUAAUAUAUAUUUUGUGAUAGUUAAGUUUAGUUUCUUGAAGCAAACUUUGAAAUUGUACAUGGUUUUUAUUAUGUACAUUUGUUUAUGAAAAUAAAAUGCAAUAUAUUGUAUACAUG